GCACACGAUUGGAACGGGGCGUUCCAGUCCCGCAGGAAAGAGUGUAAAUGUAAAGGUACCUAUUGUAGUAUUUCCAAAUUUCCAUAUAUGUUCUAAGGAUUUUUGGUGAAUGUUUGUUUUUAGUGACGUUAAAGAUUAAUUGUGAUAGUUUGCGACAAUUAUUAUAAACAUUUUUAUGCCGUACAGCCUUCAAGAGCUGUGGUUUUAUUUGAUAUUUGUUUAAAAAUGGUUGAAUCUUGCAGUCCGGUGAAUUGUUGCAAUAGACGGAGAAAAGAUGUGAAACUGAAGUUUCACAGCCCAUCUCAAGAACCUAGCCAUCGAAGGGUUUUGAAAAGAAAACAUGAAGAAUCCAACUCAAAAGCAACAGAACAAACUUUGGCUAUUUGGGAAGUAGUAGAAGAACCUGAAAAUGGCGAUCAUGCUGAGGAUGGAAAUAUAUUGGCAGCUGGUCCUUCAAACGUUACACAAAAUCUAGGAUUUUUAGAAUCAAGUGAACCUUCAAACAUAUGCAAUAUAAGGGUCAGAAGAUCACCAGUAUACUUUGGGGAUUUCAAAAUCUCUGAUUUAAAUAAUGUGCAGCGUCAGAAGAGAUUUUGGAAAACUGCUCAUGAAACUGUUCAUAAGUACAAAAAAAUUAACAAGUACAAUCAGUGUAAAAUUUGUAGACAAAGAAAUAAAAUAAAAAGUCUGAAUAGUCUGGUAGAUGAACUACUUAAGGAGAAGAGAAUAUCUGCAGCUCAGUCAAUAGUAUUUAAAGUAGACAUUUGA
Acanthoscelides obtectus is the source of this 768-nucleotide messenger RNA. The record is from the annotation of a GenBank genome assembly. NCBI's taxonomy places the organism in Eukaryota, Metazoa, Arthropoda, Insecta, Coleoptera, Chrysomelidae.